AUGCCCGUCAACGAUACAGAACACUGUGUUCAUCACGAGGAUGAAGUUGUUCCAUUUGGAAAGGUAUUGGGAGUGACUGAUGACGGUGUUCCUGUUUUUUCUAAUGGUGAAAGGGGCUUUGCGAGCCGACAGGUCUCUGUUGCCCCCAGUCUUCGGCGCAUUGGAAUUCCCCAUUCCACGUUGACCACUGGUAUGUAUGAUACUCUUGGGUACAAGUGGCUGUCUCUAGAAUUUGUGCGUCGAUAUUUGGUCAUGUCAAAGGGACUUUGGCUUUCCUCUGUUCCGACGGCCGAGGAUGUGUGGCAGGCGAAGGAUCCCAUCACAACUAUACCCGAUGGCAAUGCGGUGACUGUAGUCCGCCACGUCAAUGGAGACACGACAUCAUUGCCAUCUGUUGGGGAUAUAAUGGUAUGGGGACGUUCUUCUUCAAUGCCAACAGGACACGUGGGCAUCGUUGUUCAUAUUUCAGACAACUGGGUUGGACUAGCAGAUCAAAAUUAUGAGUUUAAUCGUUGGCCAUCAGAAAAAAAUUACAGUCGACAGAUUGAACGAAAAAUAAGAGACGACAAUAUUGUUGAAUAUCACGAUGAGGAAUCGUUACUUGGUUGGAUAAAGGUGGAAGCACCACCUUAUGACUUUACUCGAGGUGAUUUACCCGACAGAUACCGGCAUAUCCUAAGCUCUGGUCAUAUUGUACGAUACCAUGUGAAACGAGAACUGAAACUGCCAUGGACAAAUCCCACUGAACGUUGUGAUUACUUUCUUAAAAGGUCACUAACGAUUGAUGGAAAUAUGGGAGAAAAUGCUUGCGCUGCAGAAAAUGACGUCCCUGAUGGAUAUUAUCUUAUGGAUUAUGACAUGUGGUGUCGCUUUCGUUUCGCCGCAAACACAUUACACGAGAUUGCAAUGGAAGCUACACGUCGAAUUCUUAAUGAUCCAGACUCUGAACAUAUACUUGUACACUAUUUUGGUGUCUCAAAAGAAUUGCAUCCACAACUUCGAAGAUCCUUUGAUAUUAUUCCUCCAAUGGGUGGUCGCUUUGACUUUGGGUACGAUGGAAAGGAUAUUGUCAUGUUAGAAUAUAACUGUGACUCAUCAGCUGCUAUGUUAGAGUGUGGCGACACCCAGGAUAAAAUUGCGCGACAUUAUGGAAUUAAAUCUGGGAUGUCUACAGGUUCUUUUCUCUAUUCAAAGAUGGUGAAUUACUUUAAGUGUUUGCUACAAAAUAAUUUUGUAUGUCCGCCCCACAAGUUAAUUCACUUUAUGAUAGAUGAUAAUGAUGAGGAAAGGUAUACUGCUUUGUAUGCAAUGAAUGCUGCAGAGGAAGGAGGUUUCAGAACAAAAUUGUGCGUCAAAUUGACAGAUUUUCGUUACGCAAGCUCUGCUACAGAUGGGGAAUCUCUCAUUGUGUCAAAAGAUCAUCCUGUAAUUGUGGAUCUUGAGGAUGAAAAAGUUCUCUUGGUUUGGAAAACGUGGGCCUGGGACACUAUUUUACACCAGUAUUCGGAGCAAAAAUCUCAGGAAUCAAAUGAAUUGAACCAAAAACCGUCAUUAUCUGAUAUUCUUUUGAAUGACAAUAUACGUGUUUUGGAGCCGUUAUGGAAAACUCUUACAGGGAGUAAAGCUAUCCUUCCAUUUAUGUAUGCCUUGGCACCAAACCAUCCAAAUAUGGUUCCUGCCAGUUUUCAGCGUACCAAGGAAAUUAUAUCAGGGCACUAUCUAUCAAAACCAGUGAACGGUCGUGCAGGACAAAAUAUAAUAAUGUAUGAUCCAGAGGAAGAUAAAGAUACUGUUGCUGCUGCACCACAAACAGUGGAGGCACCAGUUCUCUGUAGAUCACUUUCACUACCUUUGUUUGAAGAUACACCGAGUAAUACAUUUGGUACCCCUGCAGACGAAGACAAUGAAAACUCUACGGGAAGAUUUUUUGAUUCCUCGGUCGUCUAUCAAAGUCGUAUUUUUCUUAAGAAGUACGAGCAUAAGUACUUUCCAAUAUUUUGUGGCUGGACUAUUGGAGGUGAAUUUGGGGGUGUAGUAGUGCGCGAGGACACUUCCAAAAUCACAAAAUUAGCGAGUCUUGUUGUACCAGCGCGUGUGGUUCGAGAGCAUAUUCCUCUUCAACCUGCACAUAAUUCUGACGAUGUGGGGGAAACCUGA
Messenger RNA from Trypanosoma theileri, 2157 nucleotides. RefSeq names its product putative trypanothione synthetase. Bases 1 to 2157 code for a protein of 718 amino acids. Gene Ontology annotation, molecular function: ligase activity. NCBI's taxonomy places the organism in Eukaryota, Euglenozoa, Kinetoplastea, Trypanosomatida, Trypanosomatidae. The transcript has a single exon. The record is from RefSeq and is a predicted model, not a curated record.